AUCGUGUUCAAUGUGACUGUAUUCGUUCUUACUAUCAUCAGAUCGUUUCAGCACCGGAGGGAGUCACUCGUGCACUUUCACACACUUUCGAAGCAGUCGGGUACAUUGGGCUUGGCAGAGAUCAUUGUUUGCGAUGCUGUCCGUUGCAAUAGCGUGAUGGGGCUCGCAGAGCUGGCAAAUGUCCUCACCCUUUAUGUACUUUUCACCGGUACGCUCACCAGCAGCAAUGCGAGGGGUUUCUUGCGCGGCACCCUAUCUACGUUCGCCAGCUGUAUCUCCAUUACUAUGAUGUCACGACUCAUCCUUAAUCUGCACGACACCUCGUCGCUGCUGCCGUCUACCACCCAAGUGGCAAGACCGAUUGUUUUUGCGUCCAUGAGAGACACUACAAUGCGUCCAAAGGAUGCAGACGAUGAUGUGGUUCACGAUGUCGGAUCGCACUGGCCUGAGCACUCGUCACAGGAGGAUGUGAAUGUCCGCGAAUGA
This is a messenger RNA of Heterobasidion irregulare TC 32-1, 486 nucleotides long. RefSeq lists its product as uncharacterized. NCBI's taxonomy places the organism in Eukaryota, Fungi, Basidiomycota, Agaricomycetes, Russulales, Bondarzewiaceae. The transcript is spliced from 4 exons. The record is from RefSeq and is a predicted model, not a curated record. The annotation marks the transcript as partial.